This is a messenger RNA of Fonsecaea erecta, 1182 nucleotides long. RefSeq lists its product as hypothetical. NCBI's taxonomy places the organism in Eukaryota, Fungi, Ascomycota, Eurotiomycetes, Chaetothyriales, Herpotrichiellaceae. The record is from RefSeq and is a predicted model, not a curated record. The transcript is spliced from 4 exons. Bases 1 to 1182 code for a protein of 393 amino acids.
AUGUCCUAUCCUCUUCCCGGUUCAGGACAGCCGCAAGGAGCCUAUUUUCCUCCACCACCUUCCAAUGGACCUCCUUCAUUUCCUCCUCCACCUAGCCAACAGUCCCCGCCGCCCAGUUUCUUCCCUCCACCGCCGUCAGGGCCGUCGCCGUCAAUGCAGAAUGCCUCAUAUCCUCCCCCUCCCUCAUCCCAUCUAGCAGCCCAGACUCCGUCGCCUCCUCCCAUUCAGCAACCUACCGCUCAACGACCAUUCAACUAUUCUACGGUCCCUGCCUCAGCUCCCGCCUACAAAACCACGUUCGACCAUGCCUCGAUCCACCACCGACAACCCUCAUAUAAUGGUCCGACCAGCUCCUUCGACGAAAAUGAAGAAAAAGUCGGAUCCCCUCACCUACAGAAACUUACAAAGGAAAUGGCGAAUGUAAUGAAAGCGCCUGAGGGGCCUACCCUCGUUGGGGUUCCUCAGGGAGGUCAAUUCGUGGGCGUGCAAGCUACGACACAGGACGACGUAGGGACUUUCAACGGAGGAUCUUACCGCAUCUCACACCGCGACUCAAAUUCUAUAUUGACAAUACAAUUGGCUAUGGGGUGCCCGGUGACGGCAAAACCGGGGGUGAUGAUCGCGAUGAGCCCUUCGGUCAUGUUGAAAGGCAACGUUAAGUUCAGUGUCAAGAAAUUACUGAUAGGUGGAGAAAUGGCGCAUUCGACGUUCACCGGGCCAGGCGAGGUGUUAUUCGCGCCGAGUACACUGGGGGAUAUCUCGAUCCUGCGGCUCACGGGGAACGAGACGUGGAGCGUUGGGCGCGAUGCGUUUCUGGCGUGCACGCAAGGGGUGGUGAAAGAGUACAAGAGCCAGUCGAUCAGCAAAGCCAUGUUCUCCGGCGAGGGUCUAUUUGUCUACAAGAUGUCCGGCAUUGGCAUACUGUGGAUGUCCACCUUCGGAGCGAUACUGAGGAAAGAUCUGGUUGAUGGCGAAAAAUACAUUAUCGAUAACGGCCACCUCGUUGCCUGGAACUGCAAGUACGUCCUCGAACGCGUCGCCUCCGGCGGGAUCAUCUCCGGAAUCAGCUCGGGCGAGGGCCUGAUAUGUAAGUUCUCGGGUCCUGGGACGGUCUUCAUGCAGACACGAAACGCAGCAGCCUUUUCUGCGUUUAUCAGUGGAAAUUCCCAUCGGGAGGUAUGA